AUGACGGCGCUAUCGAUGGCCAUCCCACUCAUUGUGGCGUUUGCCGCAGCUCUUGCGCCACAGCAGCCAUCUCGUAUCUCUCGUCCUACCAUCCAAAAGCUUUCCGCUCCGCUCCAACUCAACGCCUGGGAUGGACCUAAUUGCCAAGGAGUCCUCGCGUGGACAACAUUCACCGAUUCGGUGUUUGCACGAAAUAUCUCCAACUUCCAAGUUUGCCGCAGCUUCCGACUCAACCGCACCCUCAGGGGCCAGGAACAACUUGAUAUCUCCGUGGCUAAUGACCGCAGCGCUUGGUAUCCCAACAAAGAUCAGUUAUCCGCCAACAGCUCGUCAUGCACCGAUUUCUGGCAGAGCUACUAUGCCACCAACGGAAGUACGGCGUGCCACAAUACACCUCCUUUUACAUGCCACCGCCUAUGGAACAACCCGGGCCUGUCGCACAAUGAAGGACACCAUGGGAGUUAA
Messenger RNA from Penicillium alfredii, 465 nucleotides. RefSeq lists its product as uncharacterized. The record is from RefSeq and is a predicted model, not a curated record. NCBI's taxonomy places the organism in Eukaryota, Fungi, Ascomycota, Eurotiomycetes, Eurotiales, Aspergillaceae. The transcript is spliced from 2 exons. Bases 1 to 465 code for a protein of 154 amino acids.